GGGAGGAAGCAAAGCAUCUUGCUAUGGCUGACACGAUCAGCGAAACAAAAGAGGUAAAUUUGAUUAAUAAGGGCAAAGAGGCUGGAAUUACUUCUGCAAGUGAAUCUGUUGUGAUAAAUUCUGAUGCAACGCUGGUGGCAGACAAACCUAGAAAGAGGUGUAGUGAUGGGAGAAGAAAAAAACCUGAAAAAAGCCCUUUGGGGCAGACAGCUGUCCUGGAUGCUGGGGUGGAAACAAGCAAUCUUUCAAGCAAAGAGAAGGUGGCUGGCAGCACAAAAGAAAUGACCUUUGAUAAAGAUAAGGUGGCUGGUUUUGGAAGAGAGCUUUUGCUAGAGAAUCUCACAGGUAUAACCAAAGAGGUGCUGGAAGAGCCUGAAAUACAGGGUGGCAAUAGAAGAAGCUUCUCUGAUCAGCCGGUUCUUUCAGGUCAUAAAAUAGAACCAGCAGACCCAGAAACAGUCAACACUAAAGAAACUUGGCCCAUGAAUAAAGUUAAGGAACUAGAUACAUCCAAGCCUCUCCCAGAGCACAGGACAGAUGCAGCUGUGGCACACAGUCCCACCAGGGAACUGGUGAUGGACAAGCCUAAGAAAAAAAGUAGAGACGUGAAAGGCAAAAAGGCCGAAAAUAGUCUUGAGCACUCUGUUGCACUGGGUCCAGGUAACAUCCCUGCAGUAGGUGAAGAGGUGGGAAAUAUUAAACAAAUUCAGUCUUUCGAUAAAAGCAAAGAGACUAAUUCCAGUACUUCCGCAAGUCUGCUAGAUGACCUAACUGAUACUAUUAAAGUACAAGCUCCUGCUAUACCUCUGGAGCCAGAAAAAUCACACACAAGUAAUAAAGAGAAAUGCAAAAAGAUGGAGGUUAAUGUGCAGCAGCCAUGUUUUCUGGAGCAUAAAGCAGGUGCAGAGAUGUUUCCUCCUCGUGACGUGGAGAUAACUGACAAAGCUGAAGCAGAAAGUCCCACUCCUUGCAACAUGGGGGGUGGACUUCCUAUCCUAGAGCAUCCAGCAGUGGCAGAUCGCGCUUCAGCCACAGUUACUGAUAGAUCUAAAAAGAGGGGUUAUGAUGGAAGCAGUAAAAAGGCUAAAAAUGCCUCUGAGCAGCCUGUUUUUCUAGACCCAAAAACAAACAGGAGAGAAGUACAGCCUCCCAUAGGAUCUGAGAUGGAAUAUGGAAUGGUAGACAUGGAUUUGGUAGAUGAAAACAGGAACAUUAAAAACUUUCCCAUUGGCCCUCAAAUGCUUUGGAAUAAUAAAGGAAGCGACUUUGAAUCCUUUGCUCAGACUGCAGUAACUGGCCCUGAUAACACUGGCAGUGUUUAUUCUGGCUUCCCAAAGCAGACAGAUGAGGGUGCAAGAAGUAAGGGGCUUCCUCCUCCUGAAGCAGUAGCAGACAACAGCAGCAAAGAGCCUGGAUGUGGUGCUGAGGAGAUACAGGCGCAGAAAUCUUGCGAGCAGCCGAUCAAUCUGGGACACAAAGAGCCUGGAAAAGAGGUUUCAAAGAAAGAUGGUAAAACCAAAGAGGCUGGUUCCCAGGAUGGGAGUGAGGCAGGUAAACCACUUUCUUUGGACCAUUCGGUUAAACAGGACAUUAAAUCAAAGAAGGACGAAGUUCACCUUUCUCCUGUGGCAAAGGUGGAUGAUAAAGAAAUAAGAACAGCUGAUAAAAAGCAAAACAAUGACAGCACUUCCUCAGACCUUCCUCAGAAGGUAGCAGAUUCAAAAAAUAGACCAGCUCCUGUAGGUGCCAAAGGGACAGAGAAACAAGGAGCAACUGUCUCUUCUGGAGAGAAGGACACUGGCUGCGUUUCUCCAGAACCUGCGGCGAUACCAGAGAGCAAAGCAGGAGCAGCCAUGUCGCAGGUUGUGGCAGAAGCAUCGAUGGAGAAUAAAGCUGAAGAGGCUGAGUUGGAUGGAGACAAGAAGAGUGAGCAGAUCUCACUGAAGUACCCAGGCAGUUUGGGCAAUAAAGCGGUUGAAGCAGAGGCUGCUGGUUUAAAUCUGACAGCUGCUCAAACAACCAAAAUAAGUCCUGAAGAUAACAAUAAGGGUCGUUCUCAGCCUGCAGAAGAGGAUGCUGCUCGCAGUGGGGAAGCCCACCUGAAGGGUGCCCCAGCGUUGAAGCCUGAAGUAGAUAAACUUGAAGACACAACUAAAGAAAAAGAAGAGGAACGUGAACAAAAGGCUGUGAAGGAGGCAAAGAAAGAGAGAGUUAAAGCAGCAGAACAGAUAAAAGGCUACAUGAGACCCACAAAGUCAAGAGGGGUGCCAACUCUGCCAGCCAGGUCUGCUGCUCCAGACCGAGAGAAACAAAGGCAGCUGAAAUCCACUGGUAUGAGCCAGCAGAGGCAAGAAAAAGCAAAACCAGAAGAGACCAAACCAGCUGAAGCUGUGGCAGGGAACUUUAUCACAGCACCUCCCAACAAAGAGCUUCCUCCCAGCCCUGAGAAGAAGACAAAGCCUGCUGCAUCCACAUCAUCUACAAAGCCUGCAGCAACGAAAGCCAGGCCCCUGUCCGCUACCAGCCCCAAGCGGCCAGCCUCUGCCACGCCUGGCCCAAACAAAAAACCCACGAGCCCUACUGCAGGUCCUACUUCAGCCACUACUACUAAACGCCCAGCCACCAGUACUACACGUCCCUCCACCUUAACUCCAAAAGAGACCAAACCAAAGGUUGCAGAUGCGAAGACCACAGAUAAACGGACCUCACUUCCAAAGACUCCAUCAUCUGCCACUCCUAGAACUACUGUCAGGAGCUCCCCUUCUACUCCUAGGACAACGGCGGCAUCGCCAGUCACUGCAGCUGCUGGUGCAAAAAAUACUGCUACUUCUCCACCGAAGAGGCCAACAUCUAUCAAGACUGAUGCAAAGCCUGCAGAUGCCAAGAAGACCUCUGCAAAGUCACCAUCAGCCGACUUGAGCCGCCCUAAGAGUGCUACUGGAAAUACAGUAAAAAGUAGUGCCACCACUCCUUCUACCACUGCCUCCAGCGCACCUACUUUACCUGGAGUAGCCACCAGUCGUCCCAAAACCAAGACUGCUGCAACCAAACCCACCACAACCUCAACCGCAACAGCAGAUGCUAAAAAAACAACUGCUAAGGCUCCGACUAAACCCAGCACUGUUUCCAAGCCACCUCGCCCGACCAGCAGCGUCUCUGCUCCAGAUCUGAAAAAUGUACGUUCCAAAAUUGGAUCAACGGAUAAUAUUAAACAUCAGCCUGGUGGAGGAAAGGUCCAGAUAGUCUCCAAAAAAGCGAACUACAGCCAUGUUCAGUCCAAGUGUGGUUCCAAGGACAAUAUUAAGCAUGUCCCUGGAGGUGGGAAUGUGCAGAUCCAGAACAAGAAAGUUGACCUUUCCAAAGUGUCCUCGAAGUGUGGCUCUAAAGCAAAUAUCAAGCAUAAGCCAGGGGGAGGAGAUGUCAAAAUUGAGAACCAGAAGCUGAACUUCAAGGAGAAGGCCCAAGCCAAAGUGGGUUCUCUGGACAACGUGGGACACUUACCAGCAGGAGGAACCGUGAAGGCUGAGGGGAGCGGGGAGCCAGGGCAGCUCCCGCCAGCCCCUCAGAACGGAGAGGUGACAGCGGCCCAGGCAGGCAGUGAGAUGCGGGAGAAUGGCGUAGGGCCGGCAGUGCCCACUGCCCUGAGCGGUGGUGACCAAAGGGAAAUUCAGAGCUUCGAGACUCAGAUACAAGAAACAAGCAUCUAAUGAUGACAUUAUGAUUGAAUCUCACAAGCUGACGUUCCGUGAGAAGGCCAAGGCUCGAACAGACCACGGAGCGGAAAUCGUCGUCUCCAAACCCCCCAACCUUUCCAGCAGCACUUCCCCCUGGCGUAGCACAUCCGUCAGCGAGAGCCUGGGCUCAGUCGCCUCCUUGUCACCGCUGCAACAGCCAGCUCCCCUUGCAGCGCUUUCUCAGCAAGGCUUGUGACCCCUCCCAGCCCCGACUCCCACGUGCUCCCCAGAGUAACGCAGCUUGGCUCUCUUAACUCAGCGUCUGGCUUUAGAUGGGAAGGGGACAGUAUUUAGCAGGGCUAGCGUCCCUUUCGGCCGCUCUGACUCCUCGAAGCAUCCUGGAGGCUCGCCCCUGCCCGAGCGUGCCGGGCUCUGGUGGUCCCUCUUUGGCUGGAAAGGGCUUCCUUCCCUCUCCGCGCCUUGUCCCUCUUGCUUUUAAGGGGAUGCUAGAGUGAGUGUUAGUGUCGUGUUUCGGGGACGGGCAUCUAGUGGCUUCCAGGCUGUGUCUCGCUGUCUCGAGCAGUGCGGAGAGGCACGCCGAGCCUGGGCGGCGGGUGGCUGGGUAGGAGCAGGCCUACGCUGCUGGUGGCUGAAGCCAGGCCGGAGUUAAUAGGGAUAAGCUGUGAUCUUUCUGUCUUUUUUAAAAAAAAAACAAACACGACCUUUUCCUCCUUGCCGCUUCAGUUUCUGCUGAUCCUGUUUGAUGAUGAUAUAUAUUAUACACACAUGUUAGGCUGUUUUAACUGUUGACUUUAACCUUUUAUUCUUUGUGACGAUGUGUUGAUGAUUUAUCGUGCUACAAACCCAUGCUAAGUUUCCUUUUCUCUUUCCUUCUUUUCCUAACCGUAGGAGAGUAGAGACAUUAACCGCUGCUGCAGUGCUGGCUUCUUACUGACAUAUCCAGCAAUUGUAACUUUUUUGUUGUUGGCUUUUUUUUUUUAAAUAUUUUAAAACGAUGGAGCAAAUUCAUGGGAUUAAGCCACGUCUGAAAUGAAAGGCACAAGACUGUGUUAAAGGAAAACUUGCUGUAACAGAUCAGAUGAAGCCUGUGUUGACUGCAACGAGACGUGUUGAAUCGAUGCUCGUAAAACCUCCUGUAGGGCCAAACCGCCAGCCCUGGAGGAUGCCUAGGACCUUCUGCGCAUUAGCAAGGCAAAGACGGUUUAUUUAUUAACUUGCACAGCCAAAGCCCUGGGAUUUAUCUUUUUUCGGCCAGGGCCUGAGGUCUGGAGGAAAGGCAGGAGGCUGCUUUCGCGGUGGAGUUGCAGGUUAACGCAGGCCGUGAGUUCUGAGGCAAAAGCAGGUCUGUGGUGUGCGUGUGUGUUGUUUUUAGAGGCUGAUGUAUGGGUAACCGUAUCGUCAGGCUGAGCAAGUCUGGUGGGAGGCCAAGGUGGGGAAAGAAGGGAAAGGCCACCUCUCAUCCAGGGCGUGAGGCAGGGGUAGCAGAAUGUCUGUGGAGGGCUGGGAGGGAGGCAGAGCCCGUGGCUGGGGCAGGGGAGGCAGGUUUCUAAUGCCAGGGAGUUGCAGCUCUGAUUAGGAAGGAGAUUUACGUACUCUUUGAGGUGUGAGCUCCUCGUUUCAUGUUGCAAAUGACACUAAAGAAAUUAAAUGUAAAUAAAUUAAAAAAAAAAAAGUGUUCUUGGGUCGUCAAACUAAUUUAAAGCAAAAAAAAAAAAAGGUGGAAUAACAAAACACUGGGAUCAAAGUGAACUGAACCAGGCGUGUGCUAAGGGGGGGCUGUUCAAGGAGGGGACAGAGGGAAGCCUGCAGCUUCUCAUGCUUGUGGGAAUAUUUCUUUGGGAAGCCGACAAUGACAUGAUAACCCGGAAUCUGUAUUUACACACAAAGAUUCUUAUUGCACUUGUAUUUUUUAUAUUAAAGUUUGCAUGAUUUCUAAUAAAAUGGCAUUAAAAUGUACUAGUUUGCAUCAAAGUCGUCUGCUAGUUUCAUAAGUGCUUUUUCCUCUGAAUACAAAUUUAAAUAAGCAAUGCAGAUUUGCACCUGAAAGGGGCGGUUAUAUAUACCCUAGAAAACUCCCAGUGCUUCCCUUCCUCCUCCUCCUCCUCCUCCUCCCCACCUCUCCCCUCCCCUCCAUGCCACAUCCCUCUAAUCCCAAAGCAGGGAAAGCGGCCAAGCUGGUCGUUCCCUGCCCUCAUACUGUGCCGUGCUGCGUGGCCUCGGUGCUCGCCGCUGCCGAGGCCAGCCCUAGACUAGCCAGCACUAACACCCCGGGCCCUCUCACUCUCCUGACGUGUGGCUGGCUCUGCAGAGAGGAAAAGCUGGAGCUGGGGAAGGGGCUGAAGCCGCCCUCCCGCCCUGCAUGGGGCAGGCAGCUGCCUGGGCAGGCGCUGAUGCCGCCUCUAGCUCCGGGCUGGGGUUGGAAACCUCAUUUCUCAAGAGAGCAGAGCUGUGUCUUGAUGCUUUGAAACCCUCCGGACGGUCCCGUGGCCUGUGACGGUGCUGCCCCCCACCACCUGUUCACCUGCAUGCUGCCCCCCGGUAUAUAUCACUGCCCCUUCGCUGAUGCUUCCUUCUUUCUCUUACUGCUAAAUUCUAAACACCAGCUUGAUCUUGUCAAUCUUGGGAUUGUUUUUGGUUUGUUGGUUUUUUUUUUUUUUCCCCAACACUUGAAUUGAGGGGAAGUUUGGAGGAGAGGGACUGAGAGGAGAGCGGGCUGAUCCCCUCAGCAAGAGAAGGCAGGGGCUGUGCUUCCCCAAGCAAUAACGUCGAACCGCUCCGGGCUAGGGCUGCCCCGGCAGCUGCGGGAGGGCAGGCAGGCGCUGUCGAGAGGGUCCUGUGCCUGCACGGGGUGUGCAGAGCCCUGCUUCCCUGCCUGCCGAAGGCAAAUGCUGGCUGGCGGCAGGCUGAAGCUGACCUCCAGGCUCACCGGCCAGGCAGAGGAGCUGGGAAGUUUGUGCUGGUGGGCUGUGGCCGGGGACCGGCCGUGGGCUCGAGGCGGGGAUGGCACCGGUGGUGUUCGUGGUUAACCAAAGAGGAGGUGGAAGCUGAAAUGUCGCGUUCCUCUUGCUGCUCUGCCCUGGGCACCCAGGGGGUGAGAUGCCCAGGCAGCCAGGUCCUGGUCUUAGUUCAGGUGCCGCAGGAGGAAGGCAAGUGGCAACAUUGCACUUUAUCUGCUGAGAUUGCAUU
Messenger RNA from Pygoscelis adeliae (Adelie penguin), 6881 nucleotides. RefSeq names its product microtubule-associated protein 4 (gene MAP4). Gene Ontology annotation, molecular function: microtubule binding. The record is from RefSeq and is a predicted model, not a curated record. The transcript is spliced from 12 exons. NCBI's taxonomy places the organism in Eukaryota, Metazoa, Chordata, Aves, Sphenisciformes, Spheniscidae. Gene Ontology annotation, biological process: neuron projection development; microtubule cytoskeleton organization. Gene Ontology annotation, cellular component: neuron projection. Bases 24 to 3707 code for a protein of 1227 amino acids.